This is a messenger RNA of Diversispora eburnea, 354 nucleotides long. The record is from the annotation of a GenBank genome assembly. NCBI's taxonomy places the organism in Eukaryota, Fungi, Glomeromycota, Glomeromycetes, Diversisporales, Diversisporaceae.
AUGCAUACCACAGACAUCAUGUUAUUUUUCCUCGUCCUAGGGGACGCUAUCGGAGAUUCUUUUUCAGUUGAUAUCACUGGAACAAGUACCAUUGGACACCUUAAAGAACUCAUCUGGGAGAAGAAAAAGAACACUUUUAAAUCGGUUGACGCAAAUAGUCUUGUGCUUUUGAAAACAUUAAAAUAUGAUAUGAAACAAACAUUGGAAUCAGUAAAAAAUUAUGAUACUGAAUAUGAUAUAGUUCUCGUCUUAUUCACUAACCGGUAUUGUACGGGAACUAUCAACAUAGACCAAAUGCCUCAACUGCUUCUCAUUUAUACCGAAACAUACCUUUCUCCAACAUUUGCUCAUUGA